AUGCAGGUUCUUCCCAUCCCUUUAGACCCUGAUGAAUUUGAGGUGCCCAAGAUAUUAAGAAGAGCAGACAAGAAUGAUGAUGGAAAACUGUCCUUUGAUGAAUUCAAUGCUUACUUUGCUGAUGGAGUUCUGAGUGGAGAAGAACUGCAUGAACUUUUUCGCACCAUUGAUACACACAAUACUGACAAUCUUGACACAGAAGAGCUCUGUGAUUAUUUUUCAAAGCACUUAGGAGAGUAUGAAAAUGUUCUAUCUGUCUUGGAAGACUUAAACAUAACCAUACUGAAGGCAAUGGACAAAACAAAGAAAGUAACAAAAUCCAGUAAGAAAAUGCUUGUCAAAAUGGUUGUAUAUGAAAUCCUUAAAGACUAUCAGGAAGCUUACACUUUGGAGCAGUUUGUGACUCGCUUUCUUUUGAAGGAGACACUGAACCAGCUGCAGUCCCUCCAGAGAUCCCUGGAAACCACAGAGGAGCAGACCCAGCAGGAGAGAAAAGAUCCAACAAAACCAGAAGUGCCCUCAGUUCAGUGGCCAGGAAAACACUUAGCUCGAAGUCUUCAGAGGAACAACAGCCUGUCAUCAAAUAACCCUUACUCUAACCCAGGCUGGAUUUAGGAAGACAACCAAUGGGUGAUCCAGAUAAACAGACUCCAGAAGCUAAUUGAUAGACUGGAAAAGAAGGACGUAAAGCUUGAACCACUUGAAGAGGAAGUUUUGGAAGAAAAUGCAAGAUCUCACAUAAUGAUCGUUCAGCACCAGAUGUCUGUGAUAGAAGAAAACGUGGAGGAAUUCCGUCUUGCUCUGAAGUAAUACCUGGAAUCUGCGUCUGCUCAAGGUGGCUGCUUGCACGUAUCUGUAUGGAAGUUUCCAAGUAAUUUCCACUUCAUUGUUUAUGAGUUCUGGGAAAACAGCAAUGCCUGGAAUAGCCACCUUCAAAUAAGUUACAGUAAGACAUUCCAAAGAAGUAAAGUGGAUUUCUUGGAAGCUCCAGAGCUUAUCACAACAAUGCUAGUCUCUGCAUCGUGGUGGGUCCUCAAUAACAACUAGAAGCUGUGGUUCCAAGUAAUGUUAAUGUUGUAUUGUCUUUCAUUACACUAACAUAUUGCAGUGUACAGGUGAAAUUAUGAUGUAAUAACGUUUGUUAUUACAGAUGGCAUCUUUUCCACUUUAUCCAUUCUAAAAUCUGGAAAACUGUGCAUUUAUUACCUUUUCUUCUUGUGACUAGUUCAGUGAAAUGAUGCAUUCUAAAAACUGAAAUAAGACAACUAUGAUAAACUAUUUAUUUUUGUGACAGUCUAGACUGUCACAGAAAAGUAUGUCUUGAAUGUAUGACUAAAUAUUUGUGAAAAGUUUUAUUAAUGCACUAAUAAACAACCAUUACUUAA
Messenger RNA from Vidua chalybeata, 1385 nucleotides. It is a transcript of the gene NECAB1, whose product is annotated as N-terminal EF-hand calcium binding protein 1. Gene Ontology annotation, molecular function: calcium ion binding. The transcript is spliced from 15 exons. The record is from RefSeq and is a predicted model, not a curated record. NCBI's taxonomy places the organism in Eukaryota, Metazoa, Chordata, Aves, Passeriformes, Viduidae. Gene Ontology annotation, cellular component: cytoplasm. Gene Ontology annotation, biological process: regulation of amyloid precursor protein biosynthetic process.